Molecule: messenger RNA, 907 nt
Organism: Cimex lectularius (bed bug)
Lineage: Eukaryota; Metazoa; Arthropoda; Insecta; Hemiptera; Cimicidae
Exons: 3
Coding region: 403-810 (135 amino acids)
Source: RefSeq, a predicted model, not a curated record
CUGAUCAAAUUUUCAUGCUUUAAAUGGGGUUGGUUCUCUUUUAACAUUUGAUAUGUGCUUUUGUAUAUUUUGUCAAAAUGGACGACAAUUUGGGUUCUUGUUUCUUUUUAAAAUUAAAAGAAAAUCUAGUACCAAUAAUGUAUUGUCACUGGAGUCCAUUUACUAUAUAUUUAUGAACAGCAUUGACAUUUUGAGCAAAAACCUAUCCGCUUUAUUUAUCUUUGAAAGGAUUUUCGGAUCUCCCGAUUGAUUUAAUUUAUCAUAAAACAGUUAAUAUCUAGGAAGUAAAAUGCGUUCGAAAUAUUUUAUGGAUCAGCUGAUGGAUCUGAACAAACGGUCUCUGUCUUUGUACGAACAGUUUGUUCGAUCGAUUAUCCGCUGGUUCAUCUCUGGAACUGAAGAAUGGAACUGGAGAGGGAGAUCAACUCUGGGCUGGAGAGCGAAGCGACCAUGAGGCAGGCGGUGAUCAACAUUUCGGUCCUUAAGUUUCUGGAGCUCGUCGGAAGCGCGGACCCGCCUCUGAGGAAACAGCUUUUCGUGACCAAUUUGCUCGCCAGUGCCAAAGUUUCGAUGGAGUCCAUCCUCCCGUCGAAUGACAAUCGCACCAUACGCUACCCUCUGGUGUCCUUAGCUACUGAAGCAGGAGGUGAUUUUUCGAGACGGAGAAUUUCUGGAGUUAAAGGCGUUAUUGGUGAUGUGCGAAGCGCAAAUUUCACACCGAAGGAUUGUGCUUCACCGACCGAUCAGAAAAAGCGUUCUCUGUAUACUAUGACAGACAACCCCACAAGACAACAAACCACGAAGAAAUAAAUCUUUUCCCAGUCUUCUUCAACAUGUGACGCACGCGCGUUUCAAAUUCUUCGAUUUGUAUGUUUAAAAAAAGCAUAAAUAAAAACUCUGCUCAAAA